Messenger RNA from Propithecus coquereli (Coquerel's sifaka), 1450 nucleotides. It is a transcript of the gene ARMCX1, whose product is annotated as armadillo repeat containing, X-linked 1. NCBI's taxonomy places the organism in Eukaryota, Metazoa, Chordata, Mammalia, Primates, Indriidae. The record is from RefSeq and is a predicted model, not a curated record. Gene Ontology annotation, cellular component: mitochondrion.
CGGUUGUGCGUUUGACUGGCAUCCCCCUUGUCUUUCCGUAGAGCGUUAUGCCAUUUGGAGCAGAGGAAUAAUCUGCCUCGAAUCCCUGCAGGAAAAGCUGGUAUUGGGACUCUCCGAAGUGCUGUUCGCUGAGCCAUUUAUCUCUGCCGUGUCGCCUGUGUCUGUGAAUCUUGUGCCUGAAGGCCAAUCCAACCCUAGGAGCAGGAAGAAGAGGAAAAUCGUCCAGAACCAAGAAGGUCUUGUUGUCUCUGCCGCCGGAAAGCCAGCCAGUAGCUGAAGACUCCGCCCCGCUCUGGGCCAGAGCAAGGCUGUUCUGUGACCAGGUUAAGAGAUUCUCCCUGACUUUACCAUGGGCCGCACUCGGGAAGCUGGCUGUGUGGCCGCCGGCGUGGUCAUCGGGGCUGGUGCCUGCUACUGCGUAUACAAACUGACCUGGGGAAGAGACGAGAACGAAAAAAUCUGGGAUGAAGAGGAGGAGUCCAGUGAUACGUCAGAGACUGGGAUUGAGACUGGAAAAAGAGCUAAGGCUAACAUUGGGGCAGGGUCUGGGGCCAAAGUUCAGGGUUCCUCAAAGGCCAAAGCUGAGGUGAGUUUGGGACUGCAGAGUGGUCCAGGUGUAAAAAUGGAGUCCCAUUUGGCAUCCCAGAGUGGAGGUGGCCUAGAAGCCAAGGCCAAGGCCCUUUUCAACACCCUGAAGGAACAGGCAAGUGCAAAGGCAGGCAAAGGGACCAGGGUGGGUACUAUCUCUGGGAACAGGACCCUUGCACCGAGUUUACCUUGCCCAGGAGGCAGGGGUGGAGGCUGCCACCCCACCAGGAGUGGGGCUAGGGCUGGAAGCAAGGCAAGUGGAAAAUCCAAGGGAAAGACCCGAAGUAAGAGCACCAAGGCUCUACCUACAACAUGGCCUGUCCGCAGGGCCAAGUUCAACUUUCCCUAUAAAAUUGAUGAUAUUCUGAGUGCUCCAGACCUUCAAAAGGUCCUUAACAUCCUGGAGAGAACAAACGAUCCUUUUAUUCAAGAAGUAGCCUUGAUCACUCUGGGUAACAAUGCAGCAUAUUCAUUUAACCAAAAUGCCAUACGUGAAUUGGGUGGUGUCCCAAUUAUUGCAAAACUUAUAAAAACCAAAGACCCUAUUAUUAGGGAAAAGACUUACAAUGCCCUUAAUAACUUGAGUGUGAGCGCUGAAAAUCAGGGCAAAAUUAAGACGUAUAUCAGUCAAGUGUGUGAUGACACCAUGGUCUGUCGUUUGGACUCAGCUGUGCAGAUGGCUGGAUUAAGACUGUUAACCAACAUGACUGUGACUAAUCAUUACCAACAUUUGCUUUCCUAUUCUUUUCCAGACUUUUUUGCUUUGCUAUUCCUGGGAAAUCACUUCACCAAGAUACAGAUUAUGAAACUAAUUAUAAACUUCACUGAAACCAGCUAUGACAAGGGAGCUGGUCAGUUGUAA